AUGGCACGCAAGAGAAAGAAGAAAAGCGCCGAUCCCGAGAAUUUUAGAAGUUAUUUUAGAAACUGCUUUCGCAUGGAGAUCGUUGGCGAAUCUCGACCGAAUAAAGAAAAGCAUCAAAUUUCAUUUCCUUUGAUCAUGGUUUUAAAGUUUUUUAAUUUCAAUCGCCAACGGUUUAACGAACACACUGGAUUUGGUUUUGUCGGCAUUGCGGUAUAA
Molecule: messenger RNA, 216 nt
Organism: Clunio marinus
Lineage: Eukaryota; Metazoa; Arthropoda; Insecta; Diptera; Chironomidae
Source: the annotation of a GenBank genome assembly